Dufourea novaeangliae is the source of this 2400-nucleotide messenger RNA. Its product is annotated as neprilysin-21. The transcript has 17 exons. The coding region runs from base 1 to 2400 and encodes 799 amino acids. Gene Ontology annotation, cellular component: plasma membrane. Gene Ontology annotation, molecular function: metalloendopeptidase activity. Gene Ontology annotation, biological process: protein processing. Lineage: Eukaryota; Metazoa; Arthropoda; Insecta; Hymenoptera; Halictidae. The record is from RefSeq and is a predicted model, not a curated record.
AUGCCAGAUAAACCAUGUGGCGUACACGUCGAGAGAGCCACGCAACACGGUACCUGGAUAUGCUGCGUGCCUUGCUACUGGCUCCGAAGAAGCAAGGCUGUGCACAAGGCGUUGCUUACGUUCGCGAUGCUCCUGGUCACCAGCUUGUUGGUCACCAGUCCGGUCCUGUUCCUCAUCACCACGCUGCCAGAGGGAGAACAACCGCGUGAAUGUUCAUCCCUGGACGAAGCCUGCAUCAGAGAACGGGAUGGUCCGGAUGGUGUUUGCGACUCGAAGGCUUGCGAGGAAGCCUCGAAGCGAAUGGUGGCGUUCAUGAAGAAGGGGGUGGAUCCUUGCAAGGACUUUUAUCAGUUCGCGUGCGGGGGUAUCCGCGAUCAGCAGCCCUAUCAGCCGAGCUCGAGCUUCAACAUGCUUCAGGCGAGGAUCGACGACCACCUUCACAAGCUGCUGGCGAACAGAACGGGUCAUAUGGUCGGCGCGUUCGAGAAGCUGGGCCUGUUUUACACCGACUGCUUGGAGUUCAAGGAGAAACCCGUCAAUUUUACACCCGUUUACGAGCUUUUACGCGAACUCGGCGGCUAUCUACCACCGAGGAGCAUCGCGCCCACCGACAUCACGCCGUUGGUCUCGAGGCUGUUGAGGGUGAACGGGGCGCCUCUGUUCGACUUCUACGUGGACGUCGAUCUUUACGACCGUUCACGGUCCUCGGUGUUUCUGGAUCUGCCUACGAAGCAUCAGGACGACGCGUUCUUCCCGGAGAAUCUGGACGAAAGGCUACGAUGGGCCAAGACGGAGAAGCAGAAGAGGUCGGUCCACGAGGAAAGUGGGGCUUACACCAUGAUCAGGAAUAAGAUGGAAGAGCACAGGUCGCGGAAGAUUCGGAAGAUCGUCGAGGGCCUACUGCCGAAGACCAUGGAUCCGAAGGACCGGGCGACGGAGACCGAUCUACUGGUGCAAUUCUGCUUGUCCCUCAGCAAGAUAUAUCCGAAGCACAAGGACCUAUACAAUUGGGUGGACGUCGAUCAAAGGGUGUACGUCCCCUUCAACAUGUCCUAUCUACAGGAGAGCUUCGGUUAUAUAAGGUGGGGGACGCUGCUGAACGCCACUUUAGGCGUUGCCACUGCCGAUCUCUACAAUCAGAGCCGCGACCGGGAUCGAUCUGCUUACGGCCACGACGAACAGCUGGUCUACGUUUACGUUACCGCUCCCCGUUACUUCCGGAGCCUUGGGAAACUGCUGAAUCGCUUCUCGAGAAGGAUCAUACACAACGGGCUGUUGCUGCUGUACGCGUCGAACACGCUCCACGACAUUGUGAACGUGACCGCGAGCAAGAAUUGGGAUUUGUCCUGUUUCAAGCUGACCAAGGAGGUGUUCAGCGAAGUGAUCGGCGCUCUUUACGUUCAACAGUACAGUCCUCAACAUUUGGAGACUUUAGCCAAUAGGGUGGGAGGACUGUUCGAGCGUGUGAAAGAAACGGUCGCUGAGCGAAUCUUGGUGAAAUCCUGGCUGGACGAGGAAACGAGAACCCAGGCGUUGCUCAAACUGAACUCGCUGCGGGGAAGAUUUCACGUGUGGCCUGGUUUCUACAACGAGACUCUGCUGGCCCGCGAAAUGACCGAGGUGAAAAUCGAUCCGGACGAUUUCUUCCAUAGCGUGUUGAUGCGAUUCCGACAGAUCCGCACGGUGGACGACAAGGUUCUGAGGAGGAACGCGACGGAAAAACGACGCCAUCCGUACAGCGUGAACGCUUACUACGAGUCAUCGACGAACACAAUUGGCAUUCCGUUGGCGAUGAUGACAGCCUGGUCAUGGUCCUGGGAUGGUGGUCCUGCGUACGCAGCGCACGCGACUCUGGGAUCGGUGAUCGGUCACGAGAUUCUUCACGCGUUCGAUCUCCAUCGACGUCGUCUACCGAUGGAUCCCGAUCUGAACGUCGAGCAAUGGCUCUGGAUCACGCCAGAAUCGUGGAAGAGGCUCGAGGCGAGGAUCGAGUGUGUCGCGAGGCUUUACGCGAGGAGCUUCUGGAAGAAGGUUCAGUUUUACGGGAACGACGUCGCUGUACAGUUCGAUUGGAACGUGACGAGGAACGAGAACGUGGCGGACAUUGGAGCGUUGCAGAUUUCUUAUAAAACCUGGCACACUCUGACGAAUGGGAGGGAUCGAAGUCUUCCCGGAUUCGAGGGACUUCGUCCGAGCCAGCUUUUCUUCAUAAGCGCCGCCCAGACUUAUUGUUCUAAUAUGACUGCCGAGGCCUACAUUCUCUCCGUUGAACUCGAUUACCACACACCGCAGCCUGAAAGAGUCAACGGUAUACUGAUGAACUCCCAAGCGUUCGCGGACGCUUUCCGUUGCCCGAUCGGAACUAAAAUGAACCCCCCGAACAAGUGUACCACCUGGUGA